Messenger RNA from Podarcis lilfordi (Lilford's wall lizard), 1176 nucleotides. Lineage: Eukaryota; Metazoa; Chordata; Lepidosauria; Squamata; Lacertidae. The record is from the annotation of a GenBank genome assembly.
AUGGUAAUCAUGUAUCAUCUUGCCAGAAAAUAUUCUGCCCCGAGUCGGGGGCGCCUAUGUGUCGCUUUCAUAGACCUAAAGGCCGCCUUCGACAGUAUCCCAAGAAACUGUCUAUGGAAGAAAUUAGAGAGAUGGGGCAUAGAUAGAAGGCUGUUAUGGCUUAUAACCCAAUUACACCAUGGGUCGUCGGCUAGAGUGAGACUCACACCGGCGGGAAACCUAUCCAACGAGGUCCCAAUAAAUAGAGGUGUGCGCCAAGGCUGCAUUUUGGCCCCACUCCUCUUCAACUUGUUUAUUAGCGAUAUGAAGCUCUUUCUGAAUGAGUCUCAAGCCAACAUUCAUGCCCCCCGCCUAGCUGAUUUUCGCUGCCCUCUGCUCUUAUAUGCCGACGAUGCAGCGAUCCUUUCCUACUCUAGAGUCGGUUUAUGCAGAGCUCUAAAGAUUUUUGCGGCUUAUUGCAAACUCAACCAUCUGACAAUUAAUCAUGGGAAAUCUAAAGUCCUGGUCUUUACCAGGUCUCGGAAAACUUACAGCUGGAAGUUAGAUGGAGUCCAAUUAGAACAAGUUUUCAAAUUUAAAUACCUGGGAGUCUUUUUUCACUACAACCUAAGCUGGAAGCCACAGAUACAGUAUUUACUAAACAAAGGGAAAACAAUACUUUAUACUCUACUCCAAUUUUUUGCGGCCGACGGAGCCUCCCACAUCCCUUCUGCAUUGAAGGUGUACCAUGCAAAAGUGGUUUCCACCCUCUGUUAUGCUGCCCCGCUCUGGGCCCCAGGGUCCAAUUUAACAUCGUUGGGGACAUUGCAGAAUCAGUUUCUCCGUCGCCUCCUGAAACUCCCCAUGUGUGUGAGCAACGCAGCCAUACGUCUGGAGUUAAGGAUUGCAUCAUUGGAGACGGUCAUCUGGAAGCGAGUCUUUGGUUAUUGGCUGUCCAGCUGGCACAGGCUUCCCAACCAUUACCUUUUUCAGUGCCUCUGGCGGGACGACUUUGUCAAUCCAUGGGUAGGAAAAAUCCAUGCCAAACUUCUGAGCAUCGGAAUUUCCCCAGCGGACUCCUUAAAGAUGAACUUACGCUCAGCCAAAAGACUUAUUGAGCAGAGAUUAGCAGACAUUGAAAAUCAACACAACCUCGCCGGGGGUGAGGGUGUCUGCCCCCCAGGUAUCACGGAAUAA